GGUGAGUAAACCUUGCGAUCCUUCAAAGGGGUGAUAAACCUUGAUUAAAGGGCUUGAUGAUUAUAGUAUCGUCUUCUUAAGACUUGGGCGAGAAGGGAGGUAGGGAACUGGAUCAAUCUCCAAAGUUGUUUUCCUAAUAAAGCAACAUUAAAAUUAUGUUAAAAAGUCGAGUCCACUCUGAUCAUGCGGAACAAAAUCUUGUCCCAUGCAGUCCAAUGUAACCUCAGUUCUUUUGACUCGAGUUCCACCAAAAUUUUGAGAUUGCGCUUUUUAGUUUCUCCCCUAUGCCUUGUGGAAGCAAGUAGCACGACAUACUAAAUGUCGGCACAGCUUGCACCACUGAUUUUAUUUGAACCUCUUUACCCCCUUUCGAGAGUAAUCCAGCCGACCAGGAAGAAACGUAUCCAUUGAGGUGAUCUUGUACGUAGGAGAAGAUUUUCAUCUAAGAACCACAAAUUUGUUCUGGGAGUUCUAGAUAUUUUCACAUCCCUCCUUCAGUAGUAAUCCAAGAACGCCUUUGAUACUUUGUUUAACGCUAAAAUCAACUUUAUUUCCAAAAUGAUGGAGGACUUAGCCGCAUUAAGUCUUUGUCCCUAAGACUUUCCAAAGGAAUCCAAAAUGUCUAAAAAUUCCUUGUACUGUCUCACUUCUGCAUUGCAGAAGAAGAGGCUAUCAUCCGCAAAGAGGAGGUGUGAAAUCCGGGGGCUGGUUGGGGCAACUCGUAAUUCCAAAAUGCGCUUCUCUUCCUCCGCUCAUUUAAGGAGAGAGAUCAGAGCUUCAGUGCACAAUAUGAAGAGGAAAAGGGAUAAUGGAUCACGCUACCUCAACCCUCUCGUGGGGGUAAUUUUACCCAUGGGUUCUCCAUUGAUAACCUGAGAAGAAACCGGUGUAAUGUAAAACAUCAAAAGAUUAACCAACUUUUCCGCAAACCCUAAACGUAGCACUAAGGCCCGAAUAAAGCUCCAUUCUACUUGUCAUACGCUUUACUCAUGUUCGUCUUGAUGGCUAUGUAGCUUCUCUAGCUCGGUUGCUUGUCCGGAAAGCAUGAAAAUUCUCUUGUGCUAGUAGGAUAUUGUCUGUGAACAACUGUCAAGCCACAAUAUCAGAUUUGGCCCCUGAAAUCAGGUCAGGCAGAAACCUUUUGAAUGGUUUAGAUAACAGUUUUGAGAUGAUCUUGUAACUGACGUUGCAGAGUCUAGGUCUAAACUUAGACAUCUGUCUUGGUUUUUCUUUCUUUGGGAUCAGGCAAAUGCUGUUUUGGUUAAGUCUCGGGUUAAAUCUCCCAUCAAUAAAGUAAUCUUUCACUAGUCGAAUGAUAUCUUUGUGCAUAACAUGCCAAAACUUUUGAAAGAGUCUAGUCGUCAUACUAUCCGGGCCUCGGGCCUUAUCCAGAUUAAUAUCAAACAGAGCUUUCUUGAUUUUAUGUUCCAAUGGUUCAGCUGUAAGAAUGUCGUUUGUGGGCACUGAAACUUAUGUUUUAUGUAGCGAAGAUAUGCGUCCAUAUCUCUGGACAGAGAGGUAGAGAAGAGUUCUUGAAAAUAGUCAACAGCCACCUUUUCUAUUCCUAAUCUUGUAAAAUAUAUAUAGAAUAAAAACUCUAUAAAUUAAUAAUGUUAGAUUUUUUUAUAUUUUAUUAAUAUAUACAGAAUUUUUUUCUUUUUUAUUUAUAUAUUUAUUAAAGUGUGUAUUAUGUAAAAAAGAGAAGGAUGCUUAGUUUUACGAUAUAUGAAUUGAUUAAGUUUUAUAGAUUAAAAUUUUAUAUUGUUCUUAUUUAAGUAUUUGGUAUAUACCAUAAAUGUAAAUGCAUUUUAAAUGUAAAAUGACAAAAUAACAUUGAUAUGUCUUGGAAUAUUAAAAAUACAAAGAUAUCACAGUGAAUAAAAACAAGGGGAAAUUUUAUGUUUAUAUAUUAUUUAUAUUUAUAUAACAUAUAUAAUAAUUAUUAUUUAUAUUUAUACUGGAACCAUAUAUUUAUAUUAUGUUUUCAAAAAAUUAAUUUGUUACUGUAUUAUUGAAUUGUAUCAUAUUUUACACUAACCAAACCUAGGACAUAUACAAUUUAUUAUUUUUUUGUAUUUAUUAGUUUAUUAAAUAUUAAUUUAUAGAGUUUCUAUUGUAGGUGAGUCUAGGAAUAAUAAGAAAAGAUAAUUACAAAUAAAACCUUAUUAACAUAUUUUUAUUGCCACUCAAAUUUAAACCAAUCCUAGAGUCCUCAUUAAUGAAAUAAAUGUCUUUUUGAAAUAUUAAUCAUAAACAUUUUAAGCAACAUAACACAGUGGUCACACAUAACCCACUUACAUUUGUCAUACGAUUUUCAUAUUUUGAUUAUUAAUUAACCCGGUCAAAUUCACUGUUAUUUCGAAGAAAAUAUUCUUUUUAGGGGCCGUUAUUAAAUCAGUGAUUUAAAAUCACUUAAUUAUUUUUUUUGCAAUAAAUCAAAUUUUAAAAUUUUAAAUUAUUUUAAGUUGAUGGAUUCUAAAAUCUAUUCAGUAUUUCUGUGAUUUUGUGUUUAAUCAUCUACCAUUGAGACUUCAUAAAAAAUUAUUUGAAAUGAAUCUAAAAUACAAAGACUUUUAAAAUCUUUGAAAGUUGAAUAACAUUAGAUUUUACAACUGGAUUUAAAUCAUUCAUUGAAUAGCAAUGAAUUUUAAAAUAUAAUUUAAAGUCAUCAUUCGAAUAACAGUGAAUUGUGUUUAGAACUAAAAUCUAUUAAAAUACAUGACUGAUUAACAUCCCUCUUAAUUUAACAACUUUACGAUUUUAGAAUAUUACAAUAUUCAAUAACUACAUAAUUUUCUAAAAUCAGAAAUUUAUAGCUAGAUGAACUUAACGUGUGCCUGAUUUUAUUAAUACGUAUAUUCCAAUCCAUAUUUAAUAGUCAUAAUUAUUCCUUUUAUACGAGCCCUAAUUAUCAUAACAAAAAGAAAAAUUCAGUUACAAAUUCUAAUUAUGAAAAACUAUCAAAUUAUUGUGUUUUAAGAAAUGAUAAAAACUUAAAACAUGUGACAAAUGUUCUAGGAAACGACCGACCUUUGUCGUCCAUAUGGAUUCAAAACUACCAGUUUGGUUCGCAACGUCGUCAUGAGUCUGUAUUUUUUUUAAGGCAAAAAAAUGACAAGUGUUAAAAAUGUAAUCUAGUGAUUAUAAAAAAUAAUAUAUAUAUAUAUAUAUAUAUAUAUAUAUAUAUAAAUAAGUAAAAACAAAUACCCGCACAGUCGUGCAGAUCAAAACUCUAGUAUAUCUCUAUACCAACUCAACACCGCAAUCUAAUUAUAAACAAAUAUGAUUAAUAAUAUAUAGAUAAAUUAGCCAUAAUUUAAUUUUAUGUUAGUUGAUUUAAAUGAGUUUUACCAAUUUAAAUUUAUUUUACCAAUUUAAAUCGAUUUAUACCAAUUUGGAUCGGUUUUAGACAACUUAAAGUUUGAACAGAUUCAAUAAUAAGAUUUUAAGCAAAUUGUUUUGGAUAUAACCGAUCGAUUUGCCGCCUAAAAUGAUUUUUAAAACCUUGUAACAACUAUGGAAGGCAUUUUCAUCAGUUCUAUGCCAGCAAUUGGUCCUUGACCUAAUUUAUGGAGUUAGUAAUUGUUAUAUAAAUUUUAUUUGCUUCAAUUUUGGUUACUACACCAAAUUUAUUAAUUUGGUGUUCAAGUUACUAAAUCUUAUAUUAAUAUUUUAUAUCCAAGUUUUAUUAGAUUUAUUCCAAAAUUAGAUGUUCAAUGAUACUAAUUGAAAGAAUAGAGGGGUUAUCCAGUUUGAAAAUAGGUAAAUACAUAUAUUUAGGAGAUUUUCUAACACAACGAUUGUUGUACUUGUACUACAGUACAACUACAAACUACAUACAUUUAAGAAAUCACACGAACAAAGAAAAUCACAAUUAAUUCAAAACGAUUCUCUCUUUGUUUUUCUUUGUCUCAAACAAAAAAUCCUCAUAAUCCUACCGUAAUCAAGCCAUGGAUCACAUGCAUAACAUGCCACCAUCAUCAUCAAUGACGAAUCAAACCAAACCCCACAUGAUGAUGAUGCACAUGACCUUCUUCUGGGGCAAGAACACGGAGGUUCUCUUCUCCGGAUGGCCCGGGACAAGCUCCGGUAUGUAUGCUCUUUGUCUCAUCGUCGUUUUCCUCCUCGCCGUAAUCGCCGAGUGGCUCGCCCAUUCUCGAAUCCUCCGUGGUGGUGACGCCACCAGCCGCGCUGCCGGUAUCGCUCAAACCACCGUGUACACUCUCAAGACUGGCCUCUCCUAUAUCGUGAUGCUCGCCGUGAUGUCCUUUAAUGGCGGCGUUUUUAUCGUUGCUAUCGCCGGUUAUGCCGUGGGUUUCUUGCUCUUCGGAAGCACUGCUUUCAAGAAGCCCUCUCAUGACCAGAAAACCACUCUCCCGCAGUCUUCAGGCUGCGUUUGCUGAAAAUAGCAUUUUGCAUUUCCUUAACUUUUCUGUUUGUGUGUGGUUUGCUUUGUUUUGGGUUUUAAUAUUUCAUUUUCAGUUUAUAAACAUGUUACAAGAAAUAACCGGAUACGCAUCAAGUAUCUUCUUUUCCCCUGAAUUCAUUCAACAUGGAAAAACACAUUGUUGCAUAUGCAAAGAUUGUAUCAUGAAAUUUUAUGAUGAUCACUUCAUUUUUACCA
This is a messenger RNA of Brassica rapa (field mustard), 4624 nucleotides long. RefSeq names its product copper transporter 2. Gene Ontology annotation, cellular component: plasma membrane. The record is from RefSeq and is a predicted model, not a curated record. Lineage: Eukaryota; Viridiplantae; Streptophyta; Magnoliopsida; Brassicales; Brassicaceae. Gene Ontology annotation, biological process: copper ion transmembrane transport. Gene Ontology annotation, molecular function: copper ion transmembrane transporter activity.